Daktulosphaira vitifoliae (grape phylloxera) is the source of this 962-nucleotide messenger RNA. RefSeq names its product ATP synthase subunit d, mitochondrial-like. Gene Ontology annotation, biological process: proton motive force-driven ATP synthesis. The record is from RefSeq and is a predicted model, not a curated record. Bases 520 to 843 code for a protein of 107 amino acids. The transcript is spliced from 3 exons. NCBI's taxonomy places the organism in Eukaryota, Metazoa, Arthropoda, Insecta, Hemiptera, Phylloxeridae. Gene Ontology annotation, molecular function: proton transmembrane transporter activity.
AAUGAAAAAAUGAAAAAAUUAGCGAUUUUUAAAUUUGUAAUUUUUUUGGAGGUUUCCUCCAUUUACGGCGAACGAGGGAAUUUUUUUCAAUUUUUGAGGGUAAUGUCUUCGACUAUAUACGGUUUGUGAUCUUUUGACGUAUAAUUGAAAGAAAUCGGUUGGGUGAGAGCUGAGAAAAAGUGGUAACAGACACACAAAAAAAAAAUAAACACAUUUUAGUAAAACCAAAGGCUUCGCAACGAAGCUAAAAUGUUGUAUAGGUGUACGGUUAGUGGUGUACACUCGUUUGUUUUUAUACCUUUCAAUGGUACUCUUUAUACCUAUUCAAAUUUAUAACGAAAAGUAAUCCAGUAUGUGACACUACAAUCAAAUUUAAAUUCAUAUUCGGAUACAUGUUAUAUAAUGUAUGAGAAUGGUUGGGUGGUUAAUAGGAAUAGAAAAUUCUGAAUAAAUUGAAUAAAUUCAAACAAAGUGUGCUUUUGUUAUCAAUUUUUUAUACAAGUUAUUAUAUUAAUUAAAAUGGCUAGAAGAAUUGCUCAGUCGUCUGUCAAUUGGAUUGCUAUUAGCGAACGUGUUCCUGAAGCUCAAAAAUCUGCUUAUUUAGCUUUUAAAGCUAAAUCUGAUGGGUACCUCCGAAAAAUGUUUGCAUUAUCCCCAGAAGCACCUAAAAUUGAUUGGGCCAAAUACAAGAAUGCUAUUCCUAUAGCUGGUUUGGUUGAAAAUUUCGAAAAUCAAUACAAUGCCGUUAAAAUUCCAUAUCCCGAAGACAAAUAUAGAGCAUUUAUUGAUAGCUCUGAAAAAAAAACUGUACAUAUUCUCUUUGUUUAUUCAUAUAUAUUUUAAUUACUCUUUAGAAAAUUGUCUUUAAAAAGUAAAAAUAAUAAAAUUUAAAGAUGCAGGAAAUAGAAGAAUUUAAAAAGGUAGCUGCAUCUAAUAUUAAAGAAGCAGAAUUAAGGAUCGAG